UUGUAAUUUUGGCGGACAAUGAUUCACAGCCUUGGCGCCCGGCGACGAGGCAGCCAGUGUGCGUGUGAAGUGAGCCAAGCGUCCUCUCGAGCGUCGACUCACUCGCCCACAUGGCGAGGGAAUCGCCCGAGAGUCUUGGGAGCAAAUAGGAGCUUGUCCUCUGCGUUCCUCUCGUCUCGCUUUCGAGCCCAUCAAUUCCCCGCUCGUCGCACUUGUCCUCCUCCUCGUCCUGCGUCAUUCAUGGCGACGGGCGCCCACCUCUUCCCUACCCGUACCGACGGUGCCACCGCCCCCUUGCUUGUCUCUUCUGCACCCGCUGCAUAGCGCAUCCUACUAGUACUAGUUACUACUAGUAACAAGAAGCCGGUGCAUCCGCGCCAAGAGGAAGGAGGAGAAGGGGCGGAGAAAGCCAUGUCCGGCACCGGCGCGGUGACCGUGGCUGUUGCCGACGCGGCAGCGACGCCCACCGGGGAGUGCUACUUCUGCGCCGGCGCUCCGGCUGUGGUGUACUGCCGUGCGGACGCCGCGGGGCUCUGCCUGCCGUGCGACCGCCACGUCCACGGCGCCAACACGGUCUCCUGCCGCCACGCCCGCGCCCCGCUCUGCGCGGUCUGCCGCGCUGCCGCGGCCACCGUCCGCCGCGGCGCUGCCCGGUUCCUCUGCUCGAACUGCGACUUCGAGGAGCAGCAGCACGGGGAGCUAACGCAGGUGCCGCUGCUGCACGACCGUGGCAUGGUCGAGGGCUACACCGGGUGCCCCUCGGUGGGCGAGCUCGCGGCGAUCCUCGGCAUCGUCGUCGGCGACAAAGCGGCUGAGGCGUGGUGGCCUCUUUGGGAGGAGCCCCAAGUGCUCAGCUUCGACGACGUCGUCGUGCCGACCACCGCCUGCCAUGGCCUCCAGCCCCUCCUCGCAUCGUCCUCUCCAAAGAACCGGAGCCCGCCCUGCGGGGAGCUGGACGGCGAGGUUCUCCGGCAGCUAGGGGAGCUCGCCAAGUCGGAGGAGGCGGCGACAGAGCCGGCCUGCGUUGAUCAGCUGCCUCCACCAUGGGGAUCUUCAGAUUACGCUGCUAUUGGGCAUGGUGAUCUUGGGGCUCUUGGAGCUGAGGCCAUCUGCACGGCAGCAAUCCUGCAUGUACCUUCAUGCCAGCAGAACCAGGAGGCGUGGAUCGCGACGAGUUGCAAUGAACUUCCCGAGCAGGUCUCGGCGAGCUCGUCGGCGGAGCCGAGCCUGUCGUCGUUCGUGGAGGUGUCGGACGUCUGCCCCGGCCUGAGCCGCAGCGGCAGCAGCAGCGUCGACGACGCCACCAACGCCGGGCACGAUCACCCUUCGCCGGCUGCGGCACCCGUGACAUUGCAGGCGCAAACGGCACCAGCUCAGGCGACCAAGAAGGUCGGCGGCUACGACGUGGUCUACCCCGACCGCGGCAAGGUGAUCUCGCGCUACAAGGAGAAGAGGAAGAACAGGAUGUUCGGGAAGCAGAUCCGGUACGAGUCGCGCAAGGCCCGCGCCGACGGCCGGGUGAGGAUCAACGGCCGGUUCGCCAAGUCGAGCCAGUAGAUUUCAAGGACCGACGACGUGCUCUUGGUCUCCGUGGACGACGACGACGUUUCUGUACCCUACGUAGCGUGGGUGCAAGGGAGCUAGGGGACGGCGUCGCCAUGGCAGCUUGUCCUGGUGGUCGUACGUGCCAUCGCGGCACCACGUACUCGCCGUCUCAACGUGAUGUGACUGCGAGCUGCGAUAUGGUUCAGUUUUUUUUUUUUUGCGUUAUGGUUCAGGUGUGGUUUUUUUUUUUUUUGCGCU
Molecule: messenger RNA, 1803 nt
Organism: Triticum aestivum (bread wheat)
Lineage: Eukaryota; Viridiplantae; Streptophyta; Magnoliopsida; Poales; Poaceae
Product: zinc finger protein CONSTANS-LIKE 13
Exons: 4
Coding region: 412-1557 (381 amino acids)
Molecular function (GO): zinc ion binding; protein binding
Source: RefSeq, a predicted model, not a curated record